Messenger RNA from Columba livia (rock pigeon), 4616 nucleotides. It is a transcript of the gene KDM1A, whose product is annotated as lysine demethylase 1A. Gene Ontology annotation, biological process: negative regulation of transcription by RNA polymerase II; positive regulation of transcription by RNA polymerase II. Lineage: Eukaryota; Metazoa; Chordata; Aves; Columbiformes; Columbidae. Gene Ontology annotation, cellular component: nucleus. The transcript is spliced from 20 exons. The record is from RefSeq and is a predicted model, not a curated record. Bases 39 to 2597 code for a protein of 852 amino acids. Gene Ontology annotation, molecular function: flavin adenine dinucleotide binding; transcription factor binding; chromatin binding.
GUGGUGGUCGUCGCGGCCUCCUUUGUGCGGCCGGAGCGAUGCUGUCCGGGGGCAAGAAGGCGGCGGAGGCGGCGGGGGGUGGCGGGGAGGGCGGCCCGGAGGCGCCGCUGCCCCUGCCCGCCGCCGCGGGGGGCGCCCUGGGCUCGUCCGCCGAGGGCGGCGGGGCCGCGGAGCGCACUCCCCGCAAGAAGGAGCCGCCUCGAGCCUCCCCCCCGGGCGGCCUCACCGACCCGCCGGCCUCUGGCGGCGCCCCCGCGCCCGGCGCCGAAACCACCGGCAUCGCAGAAACCCCCGAGGGCCGCAGAACCAGCCGCCGCAAGAGGGCCAAGGUGGAGUACAGAGAGAUGGAUGAAAGUCUUGCCAACCUCUCUGAAGACGAGUAUUACUCGGAAGAAGAGAGAAACGCUAAAGCUGAGAAGGAGAAGAAGCUGCCACCGCCACCUCCACCAGCCCCUGCAGAAGAAGAGAAUGAGAGUGAGCCGGAGGAACCGUCUGGGCAAGCAGGAGGACUUCAAGACGACAGUUCUGGAGGGUAUGGAGACGGCCAAGCAUCAGGUGUGGAGGGCGCAGCGUUCCAGAGCAGGCUCCCGCACGACCGCAUGACGUCUCAAGAAGCCGCCUGCUUCCCCGACAUCAUCAGCGGGCCGCAGCAGACGCAGAAGGUGUUUCUGUACAUCAGGAACCGCACUCUACAGCUCUGGUUGGAUAACCCGAAGAUUCAGUUGACAUUUGAGGCAACUAUCCAACAAUUGGAAGCGCCUUAUAAUAGUGACACGGUGCUCGUUCACAGGGUGCACAGCUAUCUGGAGCGGCACGGCCUCAUCAACUUCGGGAUCUAUAAAAGAGUGAAGCCCCUGCCAACCAAGAAGACGGGCAAGGUGAUCAUCAUCGGGUCGGGAGUCUCGGGGUUGGCAGCCGCUCGCCAGCUGCAGAGUUUUGGGAUGGACGUCACGGUUCUGGAAGCCAGGGACCGAGUGGGAGGAAGAGUCGCCACCUUUCGCAAAGGGAACUACGUUGCUGAUCUGGGAGCAAUGGUGGUAACAGGACUCGGAGGAAAUCCCAUGGCUGUGGUCAGCAAACAAGUGAAUAUGGAAUUGGCCAAGAUCAAACAGAAGUGCCCGCUGUAUGAAGCAAAUGGACAAGCUGUUCCAAAAGAGAAAGAUGAAAUGGUGGAACAAGAAUUUAAUCGUCUGCUGGAAGCCACCUCCUACCUCAGCCAUCAGCUGGAUUUUAACGUUCUCAAUAACAAGCCCGUCUCCCUGGGGCAGGCUCUGGAGGUUGUCAUCCAGCUGCAGGAGAAGCACGUGAAGGAUGAACAGAUUGAACAUUGGAAAAAAAUAGUGAAAACACAGGAGGAACUGAAAGAUCUUCUGAACAAGAUGGUGAAUUUAAAAGAGAAGAUUAAAGAGCUUCAUCAGCAGUAUAAGGAAGCAUCAGAAGUGAAGCCGCCUCGCGAUAUCACAGCCGAGUUCCUCGUGAAAAGCAAACACCGGGACCUGACUGCGCUUUGCAAGGAGUACGAUGAAUUGGCAGAAACACAAGGAAAGCUAGAAGAGAAGUUACAAGAACUUGAGGCCAAUCCACCAAGUGAUGUUUAUCUGUCCUCAAGAGACAGGCAAAUACUCGACUGGCAUUUUGCAAACCUGGAGUUUGCUAACGCUACACCCCUGUCUACGCUUUCGCUGAAGCACUGGGACCAGGACGACGACUUUGAAUUCACGGGCAGUCACUUGACUGUGAGGAAUGGAUAUUCCUGCGUGCCCGUGGCCUUGGCAGAAGGGUUGGAUAUUAAAUUAAACACAGCAGUUCGACAGGUUCGCUAUACAGCAUCAGGCUGUGAAGUGAUAGCUGUCAACACCCGCUCCACCAGCCAGACCUUCAUUUACAAAUGUGACGCUGUGCUGUGCACCCUUCCCUUGGGCGUUCUGAAGCAGCAGCCGCCCGCCGUGCAGUUUGUGCCGCCUCUUCCGGAGUGGAAAACGUCUGCGGUGCAGCGGAUGGGAUUCGGAAACCUCAACAAGGUCGUGUUGUGCUUUGAUCGCGUCUUCUGGGAUCCAAGCGUCAAUUUGUUCGGUCACGUUGGCAGCACCACUGCAAGCAGAGGAGAACUCUUCCUAUUUUGGAACCUGUACAAAGCACCGAUCUUGUUGGCGUUGGUCGCAGGAGAAGCAGCGGGGAUCAUGGAGAACAUCAGCGACGACGUGAUCGUGGGCCGAUGCCUCGCCAUCCUCAAAGGCAUCUUUGGCAGCAGCGCCGUGCCGCAGCCCAAGGAGACCGUGGUGUCCCGCUGGCGCGCGGACCCGUGGGCCCGGGGGUCGUACUCCUACGUGGCAGCUGGAUCUUCUGGAAACGACUACGAUUUGAUGGCCCAGCCCAUCACGCCAGGGCCGGCCAUUCCAGGUGCUCCUCAGCCCAUCCCCCGCCUGUUUUUCGCGGGGGAACACACGAUUCGCAACUACCCCGCGACCGUUCACGGCGCUUUGCUGAGCGGACUGCGAGAAGCCGGUCGCAUCGCGGACCAGUUUCUCGGGGCCAUGUACACGCUGCCUCGCCAGCCCACACCCGGCGUCCCCCAGCAACAACCCGCCAGCAUGUGAGACCAGUCAGGGUGUCAGAAGUGGAGUGACGAGAGCUCGGAGCUGCCGCUGUGGACCCUGUGGGGUGAAGAGACUCAGAGUCUGUCCCAGUGUGUGCUGGAAGGACUCAGCCAUGAAUUUCUUUAUAAUACCGCUGGUAGAAUGGCCUUACAAAAGCUCACCUGCCCUUGGACCAGGCAGGUCAGGGACGACUUAGACUCUGCAGAUAUUCUUUGGAAAGUCAGGCCUAUAGCUGGAGGGUUUUUAGUUUGUUUUUUUUCCUACCUAUACAUGUAUUUACAGUUUGGUACUUGCGCAAGCAGCUGGUCGCUACAAAUAGUGUAGAAUUUCUCUAAACUUUUUUUUUUUAAUUGUUUUCUUGUGAAGAAGAAUAUUUUUGGACCAAUUCUGUUCUUAUCUGAGAAUUUGGUGCAACUGUUUCCCUACCAGUAACAGCAAAUCACAGCUCUCCCUGGUGGUCCCUUGGCUGCUACACCAGGCUACCACUAAGAGCGUGUUUUAUUAAAUACUUGAAACAAAUUAAAUCAUCAGAAUCUGAUGUUUGUGAGUUAACUAGAAGAAUUAUUUGUAGUGGUUUAUAUAGAAGCAGCUGCUUAGACGGUGAAUCAGCUGAAGGGCCUGAGCUCUCGGCAUCUGUGUCCCUGCUGCUUGCGAGGGUGACGAGACGAGAUGCUGUUGCAGCUGCCGUUGUUAUGCUUCUGAAAAUCGCUUUGGUUUGGCUGCUCGUCAGGGCCCAGAGCCUUCCUUUGGCGGCCCAGAGCCUUCCUUUGGCGGCCCAGAGCCUUCCUUUGGCGGCCCAGAGCCUUCCUUUGGCGGCCCAGAGCCUUCCUUUGGCGGCCCAGAGCCUUCCUUUGGCGGCCCAGAGCCUUCCUUUGGCUGCCCAGAGCCUUCCUUUGGCGGCCCAGAGCCUUCCUUUGGCGGCCCAGAGCCUUCCUUUGGCGGCCCAGAGCCUUCCUUUGGCUGCCCAGAGCCUUCCUUUGGCGGCCCAGAGCCUUCCUUUGGCGGCCCAGAGCCUUCCUUUGGCGGCCCAGAGCCUUCCUUUGGCUGCCCAGAGCAGUCUGAUUUAAACAUUUAGGUCCUUUUUCCCCUCCUUUCCUGUUAGAGUUCUUAUUUCUUGCAACUUCUCUCAUCCUCCCCUUUCUGCAGUUUCUCUCAUCUAACCAUGGUGUCUGUUCACACUUUUUUCUACUUUUCAGUUUUUCUGGUUUUGCUCCUUCUGCUUUGCUGGCAAGACCAGUACCCGCUCUUGUUCCGCGCUCCGUUAGAUCCCCCACACUUCACAGGACUAAUGUCCCUUCUUGUUUAUAGCUGUGUUGUCUUUGGCUGCAGCCACUCCACCUUCCGCCAUCGCUACUUCUUCUGUUUUCUUGUGUCUCCUCUGUCCUUCUGCACCUUGCCAAGGGUUUUACUGAUCUGGGCUAUUGCCGCCCGAUAACCAGACUGUCCUGUUUUCCCUUUUCAAAAAGACAUCCGAAAACUGGUGACCGCUGAAAGAAGGCGGAGGGGAAGCCCUGACAGUCCCCAGCUCUUUAGAAGGUUUGUGACAGAGCCCAGGGAACGGCAGAUGUGCCAGAGGGGUCAGUGGGACAUGAGGAAAAGGUUCUUCCCCCAGAGGUGCUGGACACUGAACAGGCUCCCCAGGGAGGUGUCACAGCCCAACCUGACAGUGUUCAAGAAGAGACUGGACACCGUCCUCAGACACACGGGGUGACCUGUGGGGUGUCCUGUGCAGGGACAGCAGUUGGACUCUGAUCCUCUGGGUCCUCCCAGCUCAGGACACUCUGUGGUCAGAUUGUGAUUUUUGGGUGGGGUGAGUCUGCGUUUCUCAGCUCUGCAGAUCCCCCUGUGGUUUUGUCAGGUGCUAAUGUCCACUUUGCAAUAAACUGCUCAGGGUCUGUGUGGUCAGUCUGUGUGUGGGAUGGACAAUAUUUGCUGUGGUCUUGCUUGUAGUAGAAAUUAAUUGCAAAGUUCUCCCUGUUUUGUUAUCUUAGUAAUUAUAAAAGUAGAGGAACAACUUCA